UGCAUGUCGAUUUGGGAAAUAAGUCGAACAAUUCAAGUCGAUGCAGAGUCUCAGCCGAGAGGCAGAAAUAACCAUUUUUAAAGCAUAAUUUAAUUACAUUGAAAUGGCUACACCACUUCUAACGAGAGCUGCAGAGAUAAACGUCACUCCACGAGGUGACCAACCAAUCAUUGCAGACUAUGUAGAGAUUUACCAGCAGCAUGAAGAUCAGAUUCUUCUUCCAGAGGAAGCGCAGUGUCUUGCCGUCAAGACGUUCCUCCAUAUGUGCAACAUCAAUUACCACAAGAAGAUGCGCUACAACGCAGAACAGAUGUCUCCCUCAAAGGGCUUGCCAUUUAUCAAAAUUGGACCGCUGAUUGUCGCUGACUUUGACCCUAUAGUUGAACACUUAUCCUCAAAGGGUGUGUGUUUAACAUCAGAACUGAGUGGAUCUCAAAAGGCUGAACUGAAAGCCUACUUGUCUCUUACUGUCAACAGAUUGCAUCUAGCUGAGCUUUACAUAACAUGGCGUGAUAAGCUAACAGUGGAAGAGAUCACAAAGGAGCGGUAUGGCUCUUCAUAUCCAUGGCCACUCAAUAAGGUCCUGCCGUGGUUCAAACAGCGAGAAAUAGGCAGGUACCUCCAGGCAAAGGGGUGGUAUGAGAAGUCUAUUGACCAGGUUUAUACAGAAGUGAACUUGUGUUGUAAGGCACUCUCACAUAAACUAGGUGAUCAGUAUUAUUUCUUCAUUGACCGCCCAACAGAGCUAGAUGCUCUGGUGUUUGCACACCUGCAUGCGUUAUUGACAACGGAGCUGACUAGUGCCAGGCUGGCCGACAUCGUUAAGGAAUACGAGAAUCUUACCAGGUUCUGCGAUCGAAUUCAUCAGAGAUAUUACGUUGAGGACGCUGGAGAAAGUUGAACCUUACUAAAUGGCCUCCUUCCAGAUUCUGAAGAAAGCACAUAAUUUAUUUUUUGAAGUGUUUUAUGCUGGUUUCAUUUUAAGGAACCAUCUUCUCAUUUGAGUGGUUUAUGUUGGUUUCAUACACAAACUGCCUCUGAGUGUCAAAUGAGAGCGGAAUCGUGCCAUGUGAUCUGCACAAUUGUGGUCUACUCUCCGUCUGGUUCCCAGCAGUAUUACCAGUAUGCUUGAUGAAUUUCGAGAAUAAGAAAGGGCAAGACUAUGAUAUUUGUCAGUGUUUAGAUCUGUAUGGAUGUACAUUGAUGCAAAACAUGAUAUUGUUUGCUCCUGGGCGAACCACUAGUGAUUUACUCUCAGUGCAGAGUGGACAAAGAUAUUGAAAAAAGGAAGACGUCUUUUGACACCUCAAGCCUGCCCUCUGUUGAAUUAUUGUUGCAUGCAAUUUUGUUUUUUCCCCAUCUUGUCAAGUAUUGAUGUCAUUGAUGCAUGAUUGAUAAAGACUUUACACAACAUUGAUACACUGUUUGAGUGUUUUGGACAAUUAUGUCACAGUUGAUGUCACAGAGCCCUCUGCUAUUAAAAGGAAACCAACAGCGUAAGAUAACACCAAAAGAGGGCGCCCUUUUAAAUGUAAAAUCAUCAAUUUUUAUGAACAAUGUAUGGGAGUUUUAACUUGUAGUUGCAUGCUGAAGAACAACCAACAUCUAGUCUAUGGGAGAAAAAAACACAUGAACAAUUUCAUGUGUAAUGCAUGUUGAAGUAAUAAUGACGGAUCAGAAUUUGUUAAUUGCAUAAAUUAUGUAAAUGGUCAUUUAAUGUUAAUGUAGCAAAUACAUGGUGACAAUUUCUCAAGCCAUUGAUCGAUCUUGGAUGAAUGUUAAGUUCAAAUUAAUCAUAGAUUUCGCAGUUUGAAAUGUUCUGAAACGUGAAAUUUGAACAAACAUAAAAUAAUUAAAAACGUGACAUGCUAGUGAAACUGCAACCAACCACUUACAGUACACAGUGCAGUGGCCCACAUGGUUCUAGUUUCAUAUGUAAUUAAACGAUGACUGAUUUUCAUUAACAUUUAUUUGAAUAUAUGAAUAAAUUAAAACACCACCGCUCGCUCAUCAACUA
This is a messenger RNA of Asterias rubens (European starfish), 2017 nucleotides long. Its product is annotated as metaxin-2-like. NCBI's taxonomy places the organism in Eukaryota, Metazoa, Echinodermata, Asteroidea, Forcipulatida, Asteriidae. The transcript is spliced from 8 exons. The coding region runs from base 104 to 901 and encodes 265 amino acids. The record is from RefSeq and is a predicted model, not a curated record. Gene Ontology annotation, biological process: mitochondrion organization. Gene Ontology annotation, cellular component: SAM complex.